AUUUCAGAUUUGUACCUGAGCCAUGUUUUGGGAGAGAAGGGGAUCAUUGCUUUUGGUCGAAGGGUAUCCGGUGACCAAGUAUUUGUAGAGGCAAAGAAAUGUACACUAGAUGUAAUCAAGACUUUAAUUGAGAAAGAUGUCCAGAAGAUUCUCAAAUAUGUUGUUGAUAUUAGAAAAUAUACUUUGUUCCUGUACAAUGUGGACAAGUCCAACAAAGUUCGUCCAGUGGCACUUGAUGUGUUCUGCAAUUUAUUGCAUAAAUGUGGAUCCCACAUAAGUGUUGAAGAUAUAAAUGCAGAUCAGUUUAUUGAGAGGCUCUGUCUUGACAUACGAAGUCCAAAGGGUUCUACAGUGUUGCAUCAUCAAGUGCGGACAUUGGGCAUGCUCACCUAUGUCUACCCAGAAAAUUUGCGUCACCAAGUACCUCUCAUCCUAAAAAUCUUAAAGAAUGAGCUGACAAAGCAUACAGGUAGCAAGCCAGAUCUUUUCGCACUGGCAGGGGUGUUACGAGGACUUACCCUAUAUAUGCAUCACUUCCCUGAAGGACAAGAUGAUGACCCUGCACUCUACGAAUUCCUUUAUAAACACAUCCAUAAAGUUCUUAAUCCUGAUCUAAACUUGAGUAGAAGGGAUGCACAAAGAGCUGCCCUAGAACUUGUUCACACACAUGGAGCUAAAUUUUCCACUCAGCUGUACAGUAAUUAUGAUACCUUGUUUCCGUGGUUCAUGAAGUGGUGUGGCUCCAGAAACCGUGAUGACCAUAAAGCUGCAUUGCCUGCCAUGGACACGUUUGUCUGUGUGAUAGCAAAUAUGUUGGAACUUCAAGCUGGAGAUGAUAAAAAAAAAGGAACACAAAUAUUUAAGUAUUUUCUGAAAGAAUAUAAUCAGUUACUAGAAAAGAGCGACAGUACCUCCCAAGUGAGUCUUGCAGUGAAGGGGUAUGCGUUACUGUCAGGAGCAUGCCGGUUACUUCUCCCACCAGUCGAGGUGCACACCAUGUUUGCUCGGGUCCUCAUGGCAAGCCAGCAUGCUUAUUAUCAAUCGAGUGAAAUGCUGGAAAAUAAAUUGACCAAUUUACCAAGCUACAUUGAGUCAUUAGCAAUAAUUAUCAUCAACAUGGACUUGAUAAACAUGGGGAUCAUAGAUAGUGUGCAAAAUUUGGCAAUGGCUUUGGUGGACAAUUUUCCCCUGGUAUCUGUGUACCGCAGGUUCCUAGCAUACCGUGCACUUUUCAAGAUGUUCCACGCAAUACAUGGCAAAGCUGAAUAUUUUCAAGACUUUCUCCACACAUUUGUUUACAAAUCCAUUGUAUUGACGUGCUCCCAUGCCCCUGAGGCAGAGUCCUCUCCUGGUGAAGAAGGUGGCAUGUGGAGGAACACCAGUGAGAGUAAUGGAGGUAAUGGCACCUGGAAAGGCUUAAAGAAUGAGGUCACAACUUAUAAAAGCUUUUUGCCUCUUUGGAGUGGUCUGAUGGUGCCAGAAAAAAUGACAAACAUGAAAGUUUCAGGUAUGCCUGCAACAGUAAGGACAGAAAUCAGUUCUAAGAUAUAUGUAGAAUUUAUCAGCUGUGUUUUGGAGAUAACAGAGAAGUUGGAUUUGGACACAUUUAAGCAAGAACCUUUAAAGAAAGAAGCAGAGACUACUGAAAAAAAUGAUGUUGCCACUUCAGAUCCAGUGUCUGGGCUCAAAGCCAAGACUCCGAAAGACUUUCAGGUUUACAUGAAUGUAAUUUCUUUGAUGGGAGACGUACUGCCCCUGCAAUGUGAGGCUCAGCUCGAGCCCCAUGUUUCUCACCUUUGUUGGUUCUUUGUGAGAUGCUCUUCACUGCAGCCUCUCGUCUCUGCUCACUACUCUGCCAUUACUACUGUUCUCUCCUGCACCCUGCGUACAUCAUAUUUCCAGAAGAAAGAGGAUCCUACAGUGGAGACUGUUAUUCACCUCCUAACAAGUUACAUCAGGGAGUUGCUUCAGCGUUGUCGUCAGUACAGGGAUCAACUUCUGGCAUCCUGCUUGACCCUCGUCCUAAAACUGCCUCUCUGCAUUGUCCGAGACAUUUUCCCGCAGCUGGUGGUUGCAUUACAGAUGGCUUUACAGCUCGGUGUUAGUUACUUACCACUGGCUGAUGUGUGUGUGUCGGCUCUGCAAGUGUGGACUGAGAAGUUACCUCGUGAUUUGCUGCAUCAACACAUGCCAUUUGUGAUGCCUCUCCUCCUGCCAUACCUUCGUUCUCAAGAGACCGGUGGAGAAGCAGAAGUUCAGACAAGGGUCAUUACAGUUAAAAUGGCCUUUGCAAAUCAGCGGCGGAAGGUUGACCAGAAAAAGAUGCUUAGCAGCAAACGGGUGGACGAGACGGCAAUGAGACGUGUGCAAUUAUCCAUCCUUCGUCUGAUUGGAAGCAUGGAUUCCAGUUUGAGUCUGUGUGUAAUCCCUCAAGACCCUGAUUCCUUGGCCGCAGCUGCUGUUCGGUGGGACACCCUCAAACAUAUCAAAUUUGCUACCCCAUUUGACCAAAUCAAGAUUGACAUUUUUCUUGAUGAUCUUCUGCCCCAUAUUGUGGAUUUAGCACUAAAUUCAAGUGAUCGGCAAACUAAAGUUGCUGCAUCUGAACUUCUCCAUUCUGUCAUUAUCCUUAUGAUUGGCACAGGUGCUCAGCAACAUGAAGACUACCAGGCCAAGUUUCCCAUGGCACCACUGUACCGUCAUGUGUUUCGAGCCAUAUUGCAGCUGGCUUGUGAUCCCGACCAAGUUACUCGCCAGUUGUUCCUUACACUCGGUUAUCAAGCUAUUCACUGGUUCACAAAUAAUAAAAACUUCGAGAACCCUGAUACAGUUGUUCUUUUGGAGGCAAUUAUGGAAGGAAUUGUGACUGCCAACAACCCAGCCUUGAGAGAUGUAAGUGCCCAGUGUCUUGCAGAAUUUGUAAAGUGGUCCCGUAAGCAGUGUCGAAAUAAAGACCAAAUACCUUCAAACUUGAAGUCAAUUCUGUUGAGAAUCUUUUCAUUCUGCAAACAUCCAAGUGCCUUCAAACGCUUAGGUGGAUCUCUAGCAUGGAAUAGCAUUUACUGUGAGGUGCGAGAAGACCAGCAAGCUGUGGAUACAUGGACCUUGGAGAUGUUAACUCAUCUAGUGUGUGCUCUUGACCUAGCACAAGGUGACGACCCUGCGCUUGGCACACAUGACCAGACACAGUCAGCCAUACACCACGUUGAACGCAUUAUUCGUGUUAAAAAAGAAAUCUUCUGGAAGAAAUCAGCACAUCGUCGUAUUCCCUCUGACAUGGGAGAAGGCACUCUCUCUGAUCUACUGUUUUGGCUUCUGAAGCAGUGUGGUAGACCAAAGGCUCUUGUUAGACAUGCUUGUAUGGAGCUCAUGGUUUCUCUGUCACCUCAUGCAAAAGGUUAUAAUUCGGUUUGUGAUUUUGUUACGAAGCAUAUUGGCAAAAGUAACAUGAAUAUGAUAGUGGACAUUGUAGAAGGAGGUGGGGAGGCAUCACUAGGUAUCCAGCGGUACUCCAGCCCGACCUCUUGCAGCCAGACACAUGUUACAGUUAAAGAUGUGAAUGUUUUCUUUGAGGCGCUGUUAGCUGCCUUGGAUGGCUAUAGCUGGCUUCUUGGUCAAGGGAUAUUGCCUGCAGUACAAGUGUUGGGAUGUGAUAGAGUACAGCUCUUCUCUGCUGCAUCCUAUUUCAUUGAACAUAUGGCAGUAGUAUGUAUAAGUGAUUACUUGAAAAGUAGGAAAGGAAACACCACAGACAAGAAUGUAAUAACCCCUUAUGAAAGUGAAGUUGCAACAAAGCUCAAAUGCACAGUAGUGGUCAGAUUGCUGGAUUUUGUGAAGGUUUUACUACAAGAUGGCUCCAGUUCUGCACACUUUUUUGAUCAAUACUCUUUGUGGUCACAGUCAUUCUUUGAACUAGUGACAAUGUGUGUUUUGGAUCCAGCAAGAAUUGGCUUUGAUAUUAAAGACACUGAAGUCACCAAGCAUCUUCCCUCCCGCCUCGAGGACGUGCUGACUAUCAUGCAUAAUAAGAUUUCUCAGGAUGUAGCUCAAAUUUUCAUAAAAUAUUUGGAGGAAAAGAUACAAAAUGACGACUAUGACAUAAUGAAGGUCUUGUCAUCAUCAUUACUUGAAGCAACACACAUUACCCUUAGAAGCAAGCAUAUCAUAGAAGGAAUUGAGAUACUGCACAAAAGUGGCUGGCUACAAGGAUGCCCUAUGGUGAGCAAAACUUUGGCAUGUGAUUUGGCCAAGUGGGUUUGUGACAGCCUAUUUAUAGAACGUGAUUCUAGUUUGGUGGCAAUUUCUCCUAGUCCAAACCAACUUCAAUUCUUAAAGGCAGUGUUUCAUCUAGCUGUUACUCUAGACUCACAGGUUGACCAGGAGCUUCUCAGAUGGGUCACAAGUAGUAACACUGUAAUGGGGAUCAUUGGCCAGUUUAUAGAAAAAGGAUCUCAUAUUGUGGAUACUCUUGGCCCAUAUUUAAUCCCUCGCCUUUUGGAUAUCUGCGACGUGACACUUGCCAGAUGUGUACAACUUAUCAAGGAUGGACGGUUCAUGACAGCGAUGAGCCUCUCUGCUUCAAUGCUAAACUUUAUGAUAAGGAACCCUGAAUGGAGAAAAAGGCAUUCGGUACAAGUGGUUCAAGCUUUCCUCUUCCACUGGCCGACAUUUUCUACUGAAUCGAGAAAAACCAGCCUGCACCAAGAAGCUGUCUUGGGAACGUUAUCAGCAUUAUUUUUGGUAGAUCGGGAAGGUACGCUCAAGAUACACUGCUCAGAUCCAGGACAUAACAUUGUAGUCUUCUACAAAGAACUUCUCUCUGAAAAGAAAGUUGAAUUGCAGCUGAAGAUAAAGGCUCUCAAGCUUUUGCCCUUCUUCUUCACAAUGUCAAAGGACACCAUCAAGUGCAUUGGUGAGGCUCUUGAAACGAUGAGCUUGAACCUCUUUCCUCUCCAAUCUUCCGAGUUUCCUGCUGGUGGUGCACGUGAUCGGGAAUAUCAUCAGGCUCUGAGUGAAAUACUUAUUGCUCUAGAAUUAUCCAUGUCCUCGGUACUCUUACAGUUCAUCGUAAACCUCUUCUGUCGUGAGGAAAAACACCGUUAUGAAGACAUUAUGACCGAAUCACUUGAAAAAUUUAUGAAGAGGCAACCAGUAUCCAAACAACUAGAAACUCUCAAACUUGUGUUUUCUAUGUUUACUGAUGAAUCAUGUGUUAAACAGAUAAUCAGGCAAAAUAUAAUGGAGAAGAUUUUGGCUCCACUUUUGCAGCAUGCCAGUUUGCCAGCAGUUGUUUCUUUUCUUGUGGAGAUCAUCACUCAGGUAAUGGCAGGGGUAUCAUUGACAAUCCCAGGAAGAAGUGAGGAACAGCAGAAGGUUUUGGUUACCAAGAGAGGAAGCUUUAUUAUUCUGCAAAUAAUGUAUUCUAGGCUUCCUCGUGAAAGGGUAUUUGCCCCAGAUUCGGAAAUUAAUUCUGCAUAUCGACCCAGUGAUCUGUCAGGAAAGGAGUUGACAAAAGAAUUGUUUCGUUGUGCUUCCAAGGUUGCCAAAGGAGAACUACGACAUGAUCAGACUCACGCAGAGUUCCGAAGGCUUUGUGCAUGUGCUGCUUACAACUCUAUCAUUGCUGCUCUUGCUUGUGUACAAAAUGAUAUAAAAUUUUACAAUAACUUCUUGUUUAAUGCAAUCUCUACUAAAGGAGAGGCUAUAUGGGAGAGCCUCAUAGAUUGUAACAAGACCCUCGAGUUUGAUGUUGAAGUUCAUUUUAAUCCAGGCAGCAAAAAGAGAUUUGUUGCUGUGCGACGUGAAAUGAGAAAAAGUGUCCAAGAAGACAGUGGUGCGGAUGGUGGAACUGUGCAGUAUAUUGCUUCGCAUUAUCUCCACGACAGCAGCCUUCGAGAGGAUAUCAGCCAAUUUGAUUUCAGUAAUUCUAUUGUCCUUGCAAUGUCUCAAAGAGAAGACGGCAUAAAUAAAGAUUUCAGCACUAAUGGUGGCAGCGGGGAAUUGAUGACGCUUCAUUUGGACCAGAGUGACUACAAUGGGCAUGAAGUGAUGGCUAAUCUCACUGCAGUUAUUCAUUACAUGGUGGAUGCUGGGAUCUUGGUCUUACAUAAAGGGGACUCGACUCCUACAGCCUCGGAUAUUCCACCUUUGAUGAGAAACUUGCAGCAGAAGAUUGAGUGUGCUGACACACCUCGAAAUGUGAAGCUGUUCCUUCUGCGGUUAAUUAUGAACACCUCUAAAGUGUUUGCUCCAUAUGCAGCUCAUUUUGUCAAUCCCAUCCUCAGCUGUAUCAUCGAUGGAACUGUUGGAGAUAAAAUCAAUUAUUUCCUCAGUGACUUGAUGGUAAUGCUGAUGGGAUGGGGUCAAAGGGCAGUGCCUCAAGACAGUGUAAUGGGAAAGAACAUGGUAGCUCGUGUGUUGCGCUUCCUGUGUGUCAACACACCACACAACAGGGCAGAUGUCUUCAAGUAUAACCUUGACGUUAUAAGGUCAGUGGUGGAAUGUUGGAAGAAGCUGCUGACAGUCCCAUAUUCAGUCAUUUAUUCUCUCUUGGAGGUGAAGGAUGGAGCCAAGCGUGAGGUGGAGGCAGGUUUACAACUCUUGGGAAUUAUGCUCGUCAAUGGAGUAGCACCAUACAGCAUGGACUCUAAGAAUGAAAGAACAAGGUGUGAGAGUUUGCUGAUUCGGCUGCUGGGUGCUAACCGCUCAAGCAUAUAUGGUGCAGCUGCAGAAGUAUUGGGCCUCAUUUUAAAGUUUCUAACAACUCAGGAAUCUAGAAGUGAUGAUAAAGAGCUUGAUAAAGAGCUUGAAGACAGAGUAGUGAAGAAGAUAUCAGAGCUGAGUUACCAAAUGCAAGGCCAGUGUGUCAUGUGCAUUUAUAAUAUCCACAAGCAUUAUCCAUUAAUUGUUAGCAGGUUUCUCAACAAACUCCUGAACCUCAUGCCAAAACUUUAUGGAAUUCACCGUACUCGGAUCUUGGAAUGCUUAGUAUCUCAUUCAUCUACAAUGGACGAUGUCUUCACUCAUCUUAAGGAACAGAAUCUUCUCAAUACUCUAUCAAAUAAAGAACCAGCAACUCAGCUCGUCUCUCUUCAGUUGGUGAAUGCUGUUAUGCCUCGCCUCAGUGCCCAGGAACUCUUGUACUUCAUGCCAGGCAUUGGUGCCUUUGCCUAUCAUUCUGCUCCAAAAUGUCGGGAAACGAUGUAUGACAUCCUCUUCUGGAUUUAUGAUCAAUAUAGUGACUGCACUAAUGAGGAAGGCAGACAACUAGAGUCAGAAGCCCGUGGCAUUCUGCUACGUGCUGUGAGAGAAGAGGAUGCUGCUCUCAGACAAACGGUCCUAAAUUUUUGGCUUGAGGGUUCAAAGAGUCUCACACUACCCGAGCGGUUACUGCAUAUUCUACAGAAGAUGUAUAGUCCGGAUAGUGAGGAUUCCUUCCUCCAUAUAGCCAUAUACAUUCUGCUGGAAGCAACGAGUCACUCUGCAGACUACCAGCGUGACAUCUUUGACAUUCCAUUGACUAUGUGCAAAUUCAGAGAGAUGAAAGUGAGCACUGCGUGGCGGGCUCGUCAUGCUUCAAUGAUUCCACUCUUCACGGAGACCCAAAGCAGCAGCGAGUCGUCCAUGAGCUCAUUACUCGGCCUGACCCAGGGAAGUGAUGCUAGUGAAGAGUCUGGCAGUCUCGGUGGUGUACAAGCCACACAAGCCAAUGUCUUUUCACCAACUCAACAUCCAGGUGGAACAUUCAACUGGGUAACAGAGUCUACUUUUGAUACAACAAUAGCAGACAUGGAAUAUGAGGCUACUCAUGCCCCAACUCUGGGCUCGGCUUCAGGGCUCUUGUUUAGCCGAGGAUCCUCUGGUAAGAAUGACUUGCGGCGUUACAAGAAACCAGGAAUUGGAAAUACCCCAUUGCGGCCUCCAGAUGAGACAGAUCAUGCAGAUUCAGCAAGUAAAACUCAUUCCAAACUUAUAAGGCGCCGCUUUGUUAAAGACCAGGAUCGUGAGAAGCAGUCCAUAUACUUUGCCAAGAUAGAAGAAAGGAGGAGUAAAUUAAGGGAUACACUUGAAAUAGAGAGAAAAUCACGUAGGGAAGCACAGGUGACAAUGUACAGGCAGUAUCGUGUUGGUGAACUUCCCGAUGUGCAGAUCCCAUACCGAGCACUAAUUGCUCCUCUUCAAGCUCUAGCACAGCGUGAUGGAAAAGUUGCUCGUCUUCUGUUCGAGGUUUUAGCCCAAGGUGUGGUAGACAAUAUAGAAACUAUGAUGUCUCGCAGUGAAGAAGACUCGUGGCGUCAGCUUUUCCAAGUGUCCCUCAACAGUAUAAUUAGCAGCAGCUAUGUGUGUUAUCCAGAGGUCUUAAGAACUGUUCUACAUCUCAUGAUCAGCAAUGAUGUUUCAGUUAACCCAGAGACACUUACUUCUGCUUGUUUAGGCAGUCGAUUGGAGGCCUUAGGUAUAUUAGUCUUGGAAAGGCAAGUGUUAGUGUCAAAACGAGGAGUGGCGAAUGUUCGUCCUCCACCUCGUAAGAAGACCAAAACUGACCCAGGAACACAAACCCCAGACACCACCCUCUGGCUCAGUGUAGCAGAACUAUACAAGAAUCUAGAUAUGUGGGAUGUGGUCCGAGGCAUUGUUCAAGGAAAAUUAGGCAGCAUAAAGGAAGAGACAAGAGCAGCACUUGAGGCGGAGGCUACGAACAAUCAUGUGCAAGCCUUCUUACAUUAUCGAAAUGCACUCAGCACUACAGACUGGGAGGAAGAACCAGAGCCAGCAGAGAACCGCAUAUGGGAAGAAUGGUAUACAUCAUGUGCUGGAAUGCUUGGUCAGUGGUCAGAGCUUGAAAACUUUGUAGAAAAUCGCUUUCUAAAAGAUGACAAUGGACAAGUGAAUUUGGACCUCGUAUGGCUCCUUCCACGGCCAACUGCUGCUGUCCUACCUGCCUUGGUUCAUUCCAAACUAAUGAAUAUUUUAGGUGGGGCAGAAUCUGAUGGAAACCUUUGUAACUUCAUUGAUAAAGCCAUGGUAGAGCCUCGGCAUCGAGCAUUGUUAGAAGGAGAUUUAUCUCUUCAGUUAGCUGUGUUGUCAGCACACCAACAGAAAAUUGAGCAAGCCCAGUCUUAUUUAGAUGCAGCUGUGUCUAGCACACUUCUCACGCUGGCUCAGUAUUCUCAUUUAACCCCUAAGCCUCUCAUAGCCACAUUACGCAAUGUCCAACUAUUAACAGAAGUUGGUGACUUUUUUAAUACUAUCAAGCAUGCUGGGAAGGACUUCUACUCUAACAAAGUGAAAAAGACUGUCACCCACUGGAAAAAGCAUGAGGUAGGCCUUAGAGACACCUCUCUACUGAUCCAGUGCUUGUCUUCUUACCGAGAUCUUUAUGUCCACUGUCUUGAAAAAGAAUUAUCAAAGGACUUUCAAGAUGAUAUUCCACAGCUUAUUAAAGAUGCAAAGAUCUCUAUUCACAGAUCUGUUGUAAAAGCAGCUCUCCAAAACACUAAUUAUCAUUUGGCUGCUAGGCAUUUAAAAAAGCUAAAGCCAUUAUGUGAAGAUAGUUGUUCACUGGCUCAGUUCUAUCUUCUGAUGGCAGAAACAAACAUCCUUCGAGGACGUGGUAAACAAAGCAAUCGCUUGCAGUACUUGGUGGAAGCCUGGGCAAAAUUCUUGGGUAAAGUUAAUGAUAUGGCAGUCUGUGAGCAGAAUGCUGGAAUUGAGGUACAAUAUCUGAAACUGGAGAGCUCUUUAUGCCUUGAGAUAUGUGAAACUAUCCAUGAAAUGGGUGACAGUUGGGAUCUGGAAGACCAAUACAUGCUAGUAUUGGCAAAUAAAUUUGUAAAUGCUAAGAGUAGGGAAUUGUGGUACACCGAACUCCUUGAAUGCAGCUACAAGAGUCUUAACCUUGCUGUGAAAUGUGCGGAAGAUAAAUUACUCCAUACAUUUAAUGAUAAAGUAGAAGAAAUGCACAACUUCGGUAAAGAUGUUCAUGUGGUACUGGCAAAGUAUUGUGAAGACUGUUUAGAAAACUGGAAAGACCAUGUAAAUGCUCAGGAAUACUCAAAGUCUUUAAUAAUAAAUAUUUUGAAGGCAAUGUCAUUAGGGUCACGCGAUGCACAUUUUCAUUUUCCACGCAUCAUUAACUUGAUGGAAGAGAAUCCAAGUCUCGUAUCAAUCUUCCAGAAAGAAUCCGAGAGGGUUCCUGUUUGGAUGUUCCUUCUUUGGUUGAGUCACAUUCUCAUUUAUGUUGAUAAAGCUCCUGGCCCUGCUCUGCAACCCAUUGUUGAGAAAUUGGCUGCAGAAUACCCUCAAGCCGUUUACUACCCAUUUGGAAUUAGUAAGCAAAACUACGAUUAUACCAGUGAUAGUGGUAAGUCUGCAAAGGUAAUGUGUCAGAAGGUGGAAUUUCUCUUGAGCAGGAACAACCUUCUUCAACAAUUUGUGUCUGCUGUAUCACUGGUAGCGGUACCAGCUAUUGCUUGCAAGGAUGCAAUUAACAAUCUCCAACAUGAGAUGGAUAAGAAGAAAAUUGAAGAGUCUUUAAGAAAGGUUGAAAGUAGUUUCUUAAAAGUGAACAAUAGGUCUACAAAAGGCUCUGCAGGUGAGAAGGGUGAAGCAUAUAUCAAGCUGGAUAGAAUCAGAAAAGAUGUAGCUACAGCAUUUAAAGAGAGAUUUGGAGAUAACAUGAAGAAACUCGAGACAAUGUCUGUCAUAGAUAUUAAGAAAGCCUUACAAGUGAAAAUGAUUCUUAACCAGGAUGAUAUGAAAAAACUGCCAAAACAGCUGAAAGCUUAUUCACCAUGGUUAUCAAAUUUCCAAGCUUCUAAAUAUUCACAUGUACUUGAAUUACCAGGUCAGUAUUCUGGAAUGUCCAAACCUUUACCUGAAUAUCAUGUUAAAAUCUCUAGUUUUGAUGAAAACCUAUUGCCAAUGACUUCACUUCGUGUUCCGGUGAGAAUUGUUGUUCGAGGAAAUGAUGAAAAAGAUUAUAAAUUCCUUGUCAAGUGUGGCGAAGAUCUACGAACUGAUCAGAGAAUGGAACAAAUGUUUACACUAAUGAACAGUGUGUAUACUAUUUCUUCUCUGUGUUCUCUCACAACCUCACAACCUCUUUUGGACACAUACCAAGUUGUGCCACUCACUAUGGAGGUUGGACUCUUGCAGUGGGUGGAAUCUACUCAACCUUUAAAGGAAUUUAUGAUUGAAUCAUUCCGAGAUGAUGAGAAAAAGUACUACAGUGAUGCAAGAGGCCUUUAUAGUAAAGGGGAACACUGGGAUAUUUCAAAAAAGAGUAAAAAGAAGGAUGUAGUAAAGAAUUACGAGAAUGUGGUCAAUAAAAUUCCAUGGGAUAUUUUACGUCGUGGAUUUGUUAAACUGUCAAGUAGCAGUGAAGGCUUCUUUGCUCUGCGUAGUGCUUUUGCAGUCAGUUAUGGUACAUUAUGUAUAUCACAUUGGCUUCUUGGGAUUGGUGAUCGCCACUGUGGGAAUACAUUAGUCAACUUGAAAACUGGCCGUGUAGUUGGCAUUGAUUUUGGACACCAUUUUGAGUCUGCUGUGCAAUUCCUUCCUUGUCCAGAGCUAAUGCCUUUUCGACUUACUCCUCUAAUUGUCAACAUGUUCCAGCCUGUAGGUCAUGUAGGAAUGCUACGGGAGAUAAUGGUUGCUGCACUUGGAGCUCUUAAGGAGUCGCGGCAUGUGUUAAUUGCUGUCUUAGAAGCAUUUGUUAAGGAACCAACAGAAGAUUGGUUAGGUUUUGUGAGACGUCAAGAAGGUAAUGUUGAAAACAGUAAUGUAGAAAUGUUUUCAAAGUAUCGUAUUAAGUUGCUAAAGAAUAAGUUGCAUGGCAUCAAUCCUGCUGUGGUGACAAUGUGGGCUGUUUCUCAGAACAAAAAAGUCAAGAGUGACUCCACUAUUUUGGAAUGCCUUCGAGGAGUAGUUCUUGGAAGUGAAGGAGAGAACUUGCGGGUUGAUAUGGGGAAGGAUGGCCUGAGUAUUCACCAGCAAGUAGAUGUUCUUUUGGAACAAGCCUGUGACCCAAAUAUCCUUGGAAGAACUUGGAUUGGUUGGGAUCCUUUCAUGUAAAUUUUUAUUUUGUUAUAUUGUAUACAGUAUAUAAGUUGACCACACUUUUAAUUUAAAUAUUUUGGAUGUUAUUCACUGAUUUGUGUGUCCAUCCUAGUGUUUUACUGCAGUACUUUACAAACACCGAAAUGUUAACAUAGUUAUAUAUUACAAGACAAAAAAAAAAUGGCAGGUAUAUUCAUAGAAGAAAAAAUGUUCUAUGAAUAUACUUAAAAUGUUCUAUUAAUGAUAUUGGACCUGUUAACCAAUUCAUAAAACAGGAACUGUUUGCCAAAAUUGAUUGGGUUGAUUUUGCCAUCUUAUUGUGAAUGUUUUAUUUUACAGCAGUUUUAGUGAAACUUAUUUAUUGAUAUUGUAUUAGAACUAUUCUAGCCUUGGAAGAUUACAAAAUUGGCUUGAAUAUAUCAUGUAAAAGAUCAAUACAGCACAUCAAAGUACAGCUAAUUAACAAGCUGUAAUGAUUUUAAAAUAAAUUUAAACUUCAGUUUUGCCAUUUAAUUUGUUGAAAUGUUAUGUACUGCAAAUAGUUAAAGCAAUAAUUCAUUGUUCUUGAAAUCUAUGUACUGUAUAAUUAUAUGAUUAUAUAAGAAAAUAUAGUAGUAUUUUAGGGUUUUAUUACAUUGUAUAUGUAUUAAAAACUUUGGAUUACUGAGAA
Messenger RNA from Procambarus clarkii (red swamp crayfish), 12730 nucleotides. NCBI's taxonomy places the organism in Eukaryota, Metazoa, Arthropoda, Malacostraca, Decapoda, Cambaridae. The record is from RefSeq and is a predicted model, not a curated record.